AUGAGCAACCAAACUAUUGACGAAAGUGCUUUUGUUGAAGCGACAAGUGAUGCUAACUCCCUAGAGUUCUCAGAUGAAAAGCAACAAGGACGAUUUGAACUGGGUGUAUCCAUGUUAGUAUACAGCUGGGAUGCAUUAGAUAUUGCUGUUGUAAACCAAUGGGGUGGUCCGGAUUCUGCCGAUAAGAGAGAUUGGAUAACGGCUAUUAUUAUCGAUUUAUUUAAAGCCAACAAAAUUGUUGACGUAGCCAUGGUAGAAGAAACUUUACUUUAUGCAAUGGUUGACGAAUUCGAUACAAAUGUUGAGGAUGAUACAAGUUUGCUUGUUGCAAAUAACAUUAUUAAAUUGUACGAAGAGUGUUAUGCUAUGAACUAUGUUCGUGUUGAAGAACUUUACACCAAAUAUCUGGAGAAGGAAAAGAAUGGACAAGGCAGACAAAAUGAGAGGAUUGUUCAUGUCCAUGACGACGAUGAUUCUAGUUGUGACGAGGACGAGGAUGAUGAAGAUGAAGACAUGAUGGAAUUAGUAGUCGAAGAAGAUGAGGUAGUUACUACAAUCGCUGAGCCAAUAAUAGAUGACGAUGGGUUUGAACUUGUACAAAAGAAAGGGAAAAGAAAAUAUUAA
This is a messenger RNA of Maudiozyma saulgeensis, 624 nucleotides long. Lineage: Eukaryota; Fungi; Ascomycota; Saccharomycetes; Saccharomycetales; Saccharomycetaceae. The record is from the annotation of a GenBank genome assembly.